Truncatella angustata is the source of this 2951-nucleotide messenger RNA. RefSeq lists its product as uncharacterized. Gene Ontology annotation, molecular function: hydrolase activity; glutamine synthetase activity. NCBI's taxonomy places the organism in Eukaryota, Fungi, Ascomycota, Sordariomycetes, Amphisphaeriales, Sporocadaceae. Bases 131 to 2872 code for a protein of 913 amino acids. The transcript is spliced from 3 exons. The record is from RefSeq and is a predicted model, not a curated record.
AGUAUCAGAAUUCUCAAGCGAACCACCUUGGCCUGAGCCUUGAACCUCGAUAUAGGUCUCAAUUACCCAUAUUUCUAUGAGCCCUGUUGCACGACUCAAACCCCGUGUUCACACGGAUUGACUCUCGAAAAUGAGAGGUGUACUGGAGCACCCUGGCACCAGCACAUGCAUGCUGUGGACCGCCGACUUGCAGGGACUAAGAGCAGCUUCACCCACCAUGGCGACGUUUGGCGCCUUCAACGCAUUGAAUGAUGCAAUCGCCAGCACACCGUUGAUUGACAACCAUUGUCACAACCUUCUCAAGCCAAAUCAUAGCAACAAAGUGCCUUUACUGUCCAUUGCAUCGGAAGCGCAAGGCGAUAAGGCGCUAGAACACUCCAAAACCAGUCUCGCACAUAUUCGUGCAACAAAAUGCCUUGCACAAACGCUAGGAUGUGAGCGGACUUGGACAGCGGUUGAAUCUGCUGUCGCGGAAGAGCGUGCUAAGGACUGGGAUGCAUGGACUAGGACAUGUCUCGAGGGCAUCCAGACGCUACUUCUAGAUGAUGGGUUCGGGGGCGCCGACGAGAUUCAACGGUAUUCCUGGCACGAUGCGUUUGUCAAAAGCAAAUGCAAGCGCAUCGUCAGGAUCGAGACGGUCGCCAGUGGCAUCUUUGAGAGUGUCCUGUCCACGAGCAAGGGCUCCUCGUCGUCGGAUACACUCCUGCAGGAAUUCCUCAAAGUUUUCGAAAAUGAGAUCAAGCGGUCGAUCGCAGAUCCCGAAGUCGUCGGGUUCAAGUCCGUCAUCUGCUACAGAGGCGGUCUCGAUAUACCUUGGAAAAGCGACAAGCUUUCGGAGAGAGCGAGGCGAGCCUUUCAAUCCAUGGUUGAAAUACACGAGAAACAACGGGGCGAUCCGUUCAAACGUCCCGAGCAUGCGCUGCCGCUCAAUCAUGCCUUAGUUCAUAUGACAGCAAGCAAUAUCAAGCUUAGCAAGUCGGAGUACAAGAAACCGAUCCAGUUCCACACAGGCCUGGGGGAUACAGACAUCAUACUGACCAAGUCUUCUCCGUCGCACAUGCAGACUUUCAUAAGUCAAUACCCGGAAGUACCUAUCGUCCUGCUCCACUCAAGCUAUCCAUGGACCAGAGAAGCAGGAUACCUCGCCACCAUGUAUCCCAAUGUCUACGCUGAUAUUGGGGAGGUUUUCCCUUUUUUAAACCAAGACGGGCAAGAGGGAAUAUUAAAGCAAGUUCUCGAGCUCACUCCUUGGUCAAAAGUCCUCUUGAGUACGGACGGCCAUUCACACCCAGAGAUGUAUCUGAUUGCUUUGACGCAAAUUCGAUCGGUAGUGAAAACUAUUAUUGGAGGACACGUAGCCAGUGGUCAGCUUGAGGAGGGUCAAGCCAUCCAGCUUGUCCAGGACAUCUUUUACAACAAUUCAAACGAUCUCUACAAUCUCGGUCUGAAACCACUGAGUUCUUUGUCCCAAUCCACGGCAGUAGUAAAUCAUGUGGAGGGCAAAGAGGACCUCAAACGAAUGCGAUCGCCGCUCCUCAUCGAGAGGCUUACAUCAUUGGUGGUUGAUCGCAAAUGUAAAUGGCUCAGGGUUUGCUGGCAUGACUACACAUCCAGCACAAGGUGUCGACUGAUACCCUUGCGACGGGUUUUGGACCUAGUGAAGCGUGGCAAACCUGUGACCUGCUCCCUAACCAAUGCCUGUUUCGGCCUGCUGCAGACGGAUAUGAUAAUCCCGAAUGUGUCAUCCUCGGGCGUGUAUGAUCUGCAGAUCAACUUACAUUCCUUGGUAUCUGGCCCAACUGAAGGUCAUGUGUCUGUUUUCUGCGAGGCUAGGAACGAAAAUGGCACGGAGUCUAACCUUUGCCCUAAGACACUGCUCAGAAAGUCUGUAGAAAAUGCAAGAAGUCAUGGUUUAGAGUUUCUCGUGGGUUUCGAGCUCGAGUUCGUUGUCGUGGAACGCAAUCCCGACCGCAACAGUCCCGAGAAAUAUCUCACUCUACGCAACGAUGGCCAUGCGUGGAGCAUGUCCCGCGUCCUCGCCGAUACAGGUCGGGAAGGCAGCUUUAACACCGCCAUCGACGAGAUCCUCGAUGCCCUAACCGAUGCAGGAAUCGAUAUUGAAAUGUUCCAUCCCGAGAACGCCUUAGGCCAGUACGAGAUCGUGUUGCCAGCCAAGUCACCCAUGGAGGCCUGCGAGGCUCUCCUACACACCCGACAGAUCGUCGAAGCUAUAGCAGCCAGGCACGGGUUCAGGAUGACGCUGCACCCUAAGCCGUUCCCGACGAACUGCGGAAGCGCAAGCCACAUGCACAUGUCCAUCGCCUCGCACGGCGGAGACAGGAGGGAGGUCUACGAGCCGUUCUACGCCGGUAUCCUCAGGCACCUCCCGGCCCUCAUCGCCUUCGCAUACAGCAACCCCACGAGCUACGAGCGCAUGGUCGAUUCGGCCUGGGCCGGCGGCCGCUGGGUCACCUGGGGCACCCAGAACAAGGAGGCCCCGCUGCGCAAGUGCAGAGAUAGCCACUGGGAGCUGAAGACGGUCGACGGACUCGCGAACCCCUACUUUGUGAUCGCUGCUGUCGUUUCUGCCGGCACGCACGGGUUUGUGGCCAAAGAGAAGCUGAGGUGGAGUGACUAUCAGGGAGACCCAGCCAAGUUGAGCGAGGACGAGAGGAGGGAGUUGGGCAUCACGACCAUGCUACCCAAGGACUUGAGAGAGGCGUUACAGAUCUUACAGAAGGACACGGAGCUGGUCGGUUGGUUGGGCCGGGAGUUCGUGCAGAGGUAUGUCGAUGUCAAGACCGCCGAGCUUGGCGUGCUAGAGCCUAUGGAGGCGGAGGAGAGGAGGCAGUGGGUUCUUGAGCGUUAUUAGUCAAUUGAAGAGAAUUAUCUCUUUCGUCAUACUGGAUGAUGACAACUUCUAACUUUGACCUUUAGCAGUGCAACAUUCC